AUGGCCGAAAAAUCCACUUUCCCCAUUAGAUUUCCCCACCUUACCAAAACCAAUUACAAAAAUUGGUGCAUUCGUAUGAAAGCCUUGCUUGGAUCCCAAGAUGCUUGGGAUAUUGUUGAGAAAGGUUACGAGAUUCCCGUGCAGGAUUCUCGGUUAUCUCCUGCUGAAAAGGAGGUAUUGAGAAAAAAAAGAGAGAGUGAUCAAAAGGCACUCACUCUAAUUCAUCAUUGUCUUGAUGAAUCGAUGUUCGAUCAAAUAGCAGAUGCUACCACAACGAAGGAAGCAUGGGAAAUUUUGCAAAAGGAAAUGCAAGGCGUAGAACCAGUAAAGAAGGUUCGACUUCAGACACUAAGGGGAGAUUUUGAAGUGAUUAAAAUGAAGGAAGGUGAAUCUGUUUCAGAUUACACCGCCCGUGUGAAGUCAGUCGUCAGCAAACUGAAGCAAUAUGGGCAGAAAAUUGAAGAGACCAAAGUGGUGGAGAAAAUUCUACGGUCAUUAUUACCAAAGUUUGACUAUGUGGUGGUGGCCAUGGAGGAAGCUAAGGACGUGUCAAAAAUGACGGUUGAUGAAGUCAUCGGUUCAUUACAAGCCAGAGAAGAAAGACUAAAUAAAAGAAAUGAAGAAUCAUCAGAACAAGUGUUAGCUACAAAAGCUACCACUGAGGAGAAAGAAGGUGCCCGAGGAGGAGGUCAGUACAGAGAUCGAGGCAGAGGCAACUACAGAUGCAGAGGAAGAGGCAAAGCUCGAGGAGCAUAUCAAAGUAGAGAUGGAGUAAAUUUCACCAUGAACAAUUAUGAAUCGUCCACUAGAGGCAGAGGUCGUGGUCGUGGACGAGGAAGAGGAAUUUGGAGAUCAAAUGAAGGUCGCUAUAAAUCCAACGUUCAGUGCCAUAAUUGCUCGAAGUACGGGAAUUAUGCAUCAUACUAUUGGAGUCCGCCUAAAGAAGUGGAGGAGAUAGCAAACAACGUGCAAGAAGAAGAAGUCAAAGGCACAUUGAUGUUGUCACAUUAA
Messenger RNA from Linum trigynum, 1011 nucleotides. NCBI's taxonomy places the organism in Eukaryota, Viridiplantae, Streptophyta, Magnoliopsida, Malpighiales, Linaceae. The record is from the annotation of a GenBank genome assembly.